AUGAAGGCACUGAAGAAGCUGUUCAUCCUUGCCACCAUUGCCAUAUCAAUAACCGCCAUCGUAACCCUCACUGCCACCAACUCCAAAAAUCCUCCGCCGCCAGCCGCCGCCACCUCCCAGCCACCUUCCGGAAGGCUGGCCGCCCGUUUUCUGCAGCAGAGAGCGAAAAACCGUAAGGCGGCCGAUCACUGCAAUCGAGAAAACGAGAUCUGCAGCUACCUCUCGGGCGUGACGGGACAGAACACGACGUGCUGCAACAACAAGUGCAUCGACAUAAAUUACGACCACAACAACUGUGGAGGCUGCAAGAGGAAAUGCGCGUUUACUGAGACGUGCUGUCGAAGGGAAUGUGUCGACCUCGCCUAUGACAAGAGGCACUGCGGCUAUUGUAACCAUAGGUGCAUGCCAGGUGGCUACUGUAUAUACGGCAUGUGUGAUUAUGCGUGA
Molecule: messenger RNA, 447 nt
Organism: Striga asiatica
Lineage: Eukaryota; Viridiplantae; Streptophyta; Magnoliopsida; Lamiales; Orobanchaceae
Source: the annotation of a GenBank genome assembly